Messenger RNA from Budorcas taxicolor (takin), 1282 nucleotides. It is a transcript of the gene CHCHD4, whose product is annotated as coiled-coil-helix-coiled-coil-helix domain containing 4. Lineage: Eukaryota; Metazoa; Chordata; Mammalia; Artiodactyla; Bovidae. Gene Ontology annotation, biological process: protein import into mitochondrial intermembrane space. The transcript has 3 exons. The coding region runs from base 113 to 526 and encodes 137 amino acids. Gene Ontology annotation, cellular component: mitochondrial intermembrane space. The record is from RefSeq and is a predicted model, not a curated record. Gene Ontology annotation, molecular function: protein-disulfide reductase activity.
CGGCGGGCAGGCCUGGGGGGCGGGUCCGUGCGGGCCUCCGAGCCGCCCGCCCCGCCGCGGAGAGGUCACGGCGUGAGGCGAUCGCCGCGAGGUCGGAGCGCCGGGCUGCGUCAUGGCCUACUGCCGGCAGGAAGGGAAGGAUCGAAUCAUAUUUGUGACCAAAGAGGACCACGAGACUCCAAGCAACGCAGAGCUGGUGGCCGACGACCCCAAUGACCCGUACGAGGAGCAUGGACUGAUCCUGCCAAACGGAGACAUCAACUGGAACUGCCCAUGCCUUGGGGGGAUGGCCAGUGGCCCAUGCGGGGAACAGUUCAAGGCGGCCUUUUCCUGCUUCCACUACAGCAAGGAGGAUGUCAAGGGGUCGGACUGUGUGGGCCAGUUCCGGGCCAUGCAGGAGUGCAUGCAGAAAUACCCAGACCUCUACCCCCAGGAAGAGGAGGAGGAGGAGGAGCCAGCGGAUCCCUCACAGGAAGCAGCUGCCUCCGAGGCCAGCGCAAGCAAAGAGGCGGCGGCGUCGAGCUAACGAUGGCCGGGGCGCUGGGCUCCAGCCGCCUUCAGAGCCCAGACGAACCUCUCCAAGAAAGUGUCUUUCCCUCCGUUGUUCCGUGCACUGUAAUGUACAAAAUAAGUUAUUGUGCUGAUCGGGGGUCUUGGCCCCUUGCCGCAUUUACACUGAAAAAUGGGGUUGUGUGUAUGUGUGUCUCACAUGAACCUGUUGGUGAAUACAGCUGCCACUUUUUUGAGUUCUCAGAUUGUCCUGAACUUUGCCACCUGGAAAUAACGUGCUGAAUCAUCUCAGCAACCGCAAAUCACUAUCUGGGAGGGACUCUUGUGAGUGAGCUGAUUUGUUUUGAUUCUUUGUGUUCCUUUUAGUAGAUUUUAUACCCAGUUGGCAAGUGAAAUAGAAACAAAACGUUUUCCCUUAUAAAUGCUGGGGUGGGGCCAUUCCUUGUAAGCAGAGGUGAGAUGAUCAGGCCUCGAGUAUUUGAGGAGGCGCUAUGCUUCAUUUCCGGUUCCUUCUGGUUUCCAGUUUUGCCUUGAGCUCCAGGUUUUCUGCGGUUAGAAAGCAGAGCUUUGGACCCUCUGAGUGAAUCCCUGUGUAAGUGAAAAGAAGGGCUGAUUGUUGAUGUUCUUAUUAUUCCCAAAGCUCUGCUCUGGGACCGUGUUCACAAUGGUUCUGUCUCAGCCUGUCCAGAUGCAGCGCUCCUGAGAGGUGGGGACCUAAUCAUUACCAGAGUGGGAGGCAAGAGAGCAAACUGUCAAUUAAAAGGAAAACAUG